AUGGCUAAGAAAGAUAAGAAAUCAAAAGAAGCUAAAAAGGCAAGAACUGCUGAAAAGCAAAAGAAACAUUUAUCAAAAGCUGAAUCAAAAAAUAAAAAAUUGGCUAAAAAAUUAGGUGAAGAAGAAGAAGAUGAAGAUAUUGAUACUAUAUUAGCACAAUAUGCAAAAGAACAAGAAGAAUUCAAUGAAAUUAAAGUUGAAAUUAUAAAUAAAGUCCCAAAAAGGAUUAACCCUGCAAUGGUUAGUAAUCCAGCACAUAAUAAACGUGAAUUAAUCAUGUUUGGUGGUGAAUCAAUGGAAGGUAAAACAUCACAUUUUCAUAAUGAAUUAUUCACAUAUUCAAUUGAUAAUGAUACAUGGAGGAAAAUCACAUCUAAAAAUUCACCAUUACCUAGAUCAUCUCAUACAAUGUGUUCUCAUCCAUCAGGUAUAAUUUUGUUAUUUGGUGGUGAAUUUUCAUCACCUAAACAAUCUACAUUUUAUCAUUAUGGAGAUACAUGGAUAUUGGAUUGUGAUACAAAAGAAUGGGAAAAAGUACAUGCUAAAAAGAGUCCAUCACCUAGAUCUGGUCAUAGAAUGGCAGUAUGGAAAAACCAUAUAAUUUUACAUGGUGGGUUUAGAGAUUUAGGUAAUUCAACUUCUUAUCUUGAUGACAUGUGGAUUUUUGAUAUAACUGAAUUUAAAUGGUAUCAAGUAGAAUUCCCACCAAAUCAUCCAAUACCAGAUGCAAGAUCGGGACAUUCUUUAAUUUCAUAUGCUGAUGGUGCUGUACUAUAUGGAGGUUAUACAACGAUAAAGACUAAAAAGAAGAAUAUUCAAAAGGGCAAAGUUUUAAAUGAUUGUUGGUUAAUUAAAAUGAAGAGUGAUCUGAAGGGUAUAAGGUUUGAAAGAAGGAAAAAACAAGGUCAAUUACCAUCACCUAGGGUUGGUUGUUCAUUAGUUUAUCAUAAAAACAGAGGUAUAUUAUUUGGUGGUGUUUAUGAUUUUGAUGAAAGUGAAGAGAAUUUAGAAUCUGAGUUUUAUAAUAAUUUAUAUUCUUAUCAUAUUGAUAAUAAUCGUUGGUAUAAUCUAACAUUAAAACCAUUACGAAAUAAAAAGAAAGAAGUUAUAAAGGAAAAAACAAGAGAUGAAGGUUUAGAAGAAAUAUUAAAUCAAAUUUUGAAAAAAGCAAAUUUGAAUGAUGACGAUGAAGAUAAUGAAGAAAUUGAGAAACUAAAGAAAUUAGAAGAAGAUGAAGAACCAAUAGAUAAAGAAAUGAAAGAAUAUCCAAUGAUAAAACAAUUACCACAUCCUAGAUUUAAUGCAACUACUUGUGUUGUUGAUGAUGUCUUGUAUAUAUUUGGUGGUAUUUAUGAAAAAGGUGAACGAGAAUAUAGUUUAGACUCAUUUUAUGCAAUUGAUUUAGGUAGAUUAGAUGGUACAAAAGUAUUCUGGGAAGAUUUGACUGAAUUAGAAAAAGAUGUUGAGAAUUCGGAUGAUGAAUUUGACGAUGAAGAUGGUGAAGAAGAUGAAGAAGAAGAGGAAGAAGAAGCACAAGAUGAAGAUGAACAAGAAGUUGAAAGUGAAAAAGAAGAAGAAGAGGAGGAGGAAGAAGAUGAAAAUUCAUUAGAAGCACAAUAUCCAGAUUUAACUCCAUGGUUACCAAUACCUAAACCAUUUGAAAAUUUACGUCAAUUUUACUUACGUACUGGUGCAGAUUUCUUAAAAUGGGCAAUGACUGGUAAGAAUGAAUUAAGAGGUAAGUAUUUGAAGAAAGCUGCUUUUGAUUUAUGUGAAAAUAGAUUCUGGGAAAGAAGAGAAGCUGUAGCUGUUGCAGAAGAAGAUUUAGAAGAAUUGGGUGGUGUUGGUGAUGUUAUAGAAAAAGAUUUAACUAAGACUACAAAAAGAAGGUAG
This is a messenger RNA of Insectozyma verbasci, 1893 nucleotides long. NCBI's taxonomy places the organism in Eukaryota, Fungi, Ascomycota, Pichiomycetes, Serinales, Debaryomycetaceae. The record is from the annotation of a GenBank genome assembly.